GUGUAAUUUACCCAGUAGUAAUGGAUCGUUGGCAGAACCGUGUGGCUGCAGUAACCGGAGCUAGUGCUGGUAUAGGAUGGGCCAUAGCUAAAGGACUUCUUCAAUCUGGAAUGAUUGUGGUUGGCAUGGCAAGACGUGUUGAUAGAAUGGAAGAACUCAAAUCAACGCUUGCCGAAAAUUUGAAAGGAAGAUUCCAUGCUUGUAAGUGUGAUGUUAGUAAUGAAAAGGAAAUAGUAUCGGCCUUCAAGUGGAUAGAUGAUAAACUUGGUGGCGCAGAUGUGCUGGUGAAUAAUGCGGGGGUGCUUAAAACGGCACUACUCAUCGAACCCGGUAAUACUCAGAUUAUCCGCGAUGUUGUUGAAACGAACAUUAUAGGUUUGAUCGUAUGUGCACGGGAAGCUUAUCAAUCAAUGAAGAGACGAAACGUUGAUGGUCAUAUUGUUAACAUGAAUAGUGUAGUAGGUCAUGGAGUCCCGGUCGGAGUUGGUACUUUGACCACAUACAACGUCUACCCGGCAACAAAACAUGCAGUAACAGCACUUACUGAAACAUUCCGCAUUGAGUUGUUGAAUGAAAACAGCAGAGUUAAAUUGACGAGCAUUAGUCCUGGAGCUGUACGGACGGAUAUAUUUAAUGAUCCAGACUUAUUGAAGAAGCCAAUACCAUUUCUGGAACCCGAUGACAUUGCAAAUAGCGUAGUGCAUGUGAUUUCUACUCCAAAGCACGUUGAGAUCAAAGAGCUUACCAUCAAGCCGCUUGGAGAGCGAUUCUAAUGCUGAGAGAGAAAAUGAAGGCGAUUAGGUAUAUAAGUGCCAUAGGAUUGAAGCAUCGCAAAUAAAUAAAUAAACGGCAAUAAUGAUGAUUGCGCGAAAACAAGAAAUGAGUGAGUUCCCUGAUAGUUGAGAUACGUUUCUACAGUCACAAUUU
Molecule: messenger RNA, 927 nt
Organism: Ochlerotatus camptorhynchus
Lineage: Eukaryota; Metazoa; Arthropoda; Insecta; Diptera; Culicidae
Product: farnesol dehydrogenase-like
Exons: 3
Coding region: 21-773 (250 amino acids)
Molecular function (GO): oxidoreductase activity
Source: RefSeq, a predicted model, not a curated record